GUGAUGAUGAGUAGAGUGAAGAUGAUAAUUAAGUUUAAAAUUUAACUUCAAAUUUAAAAUUCUAUUAUUUAAAUUUAAAAAUAUUUUAUUUAAAUAAAUCUGUUUUACCGCCAGAGUAAUAUUGAAUUAAUUUGAAAAGAAACCACAAACAAUAAUAUGGCUGUCAUGGAAGCACAUGAUGCGGGCGAUGUAAUCGGUGAUAAAAUGACUCGUUUAAAAGUAUGCAAGUAUAAUAGUGAUAAUUGAUAAUAAUAAUAAAUUUUGUGUUAUGGAAAAUGAUAAGAAUGUUAAAAUUAGUCAUAAGGAAUGGAGAAAAGUGGCUAAAAAAUUACGACGUAAACGGUUGAGACGUAAAGCCGCUCAGCUGAGAGAUUUUGAUGACGAACAACUGAGGGCGGCGUUGGAAAGAAGCGCGGAAUAUUUGAAUUGGGUUCAGGAGCAGAAUAAAUUACGCGAGGAAAAUGAGAGAAGGGAGAAAGAGGAAUUGGAAGAACAGGAAAAACAAUGGCUGGAAAAUGAGGUUAAGGCGCAAAAAGAAUGGCAAGAACUACAAGAGCGUAAAGCUAAAGCACGUGCUGAAAAAUUUAAACAAGAAGAAAUAAUACGAAAUGAAUUUGAAGAAAAACAGGAAGCGGCGAAGAAGAAACGGGAGGAAAUAAAACGUCUGCAGCAGGAACAUCUUGAACGGCAAGUAGAAUUUGAAAGAGAAAUAAAUGAUUAUAUUGAUAACGGAGCUAAAACUCCAGAGUCUCUGAGGUUAAUUAGUGAAACUCAUCCUACAAAAGACCCCUGUGUGUUCUUUAGUAAGACGGGGGCAUGUAAAUAUGGAGACGGUUGCUCUAGGAAUCACCAGAGAAAAGCGCUUACGAAAGUUAUCCUUAUUCCGGGUUUCUAUUCUCAUUUUUCGUUGGAGAAAAACUCCAAUGAGUAUGAUACAGAUAUAGGGCUAGAGUACGAGUCUUCAGAGACACGGAAACACUACAGGGAAUUUUAUAAUGACAUUGUACCUGAAUUAGAGAGUUUUGGGCGGAUAAAAACACUCAAGUGUUGUGUCAAUCGCGAUAUUCAUUUGAGGGGUAACGUGUACGUUGAAUAUUACACGGAGAGAGAGGCUGCGAGAGCUUGGAGGAAGUUGAGGAACCGGUGGUACGCUGGCAGGCAGAUAAAUUGUGAGUUUGCUAACAUUUAUUCUUGGAGGACUGCCGUCUGCGGGAUGUUCAAUUGCCCUAAGGGACGACUUUGCAAUUUUAUCCACGCGUUUAGAAACCCCAGGGAUCAGUACGAGAUAAAAAGUCCGCCUUGGUGGGUCACGAAGGCUGAGAGAGAGUCGACGAGCUCGAGGAGAGAUAGGAUUGACUUUGACGAGUCGGUGAGAAGCCACGGGGACAAUCACAGAAAUUGGAGGUGGUCGGAAUCUCCGGAAAUGGAAGUUGACAGCUCGAGGAAGGAGACGAGUGAGGAGAGACGCAGUGGUUCCAAGAGUGAAAGACGUUCUGAGUCAGUUCGCAGCUCGAGGUCUGACAGACAUUCAAAGUCCAGGCGAGAGUCAUCUAGAUCCAGCCACGAUUCGUCUAAAUCGAGUCGCGAAUCUAAGUCGAGGCGAGAGUCAUCUAAAUCCAGACGAAAAAGUAAAAGACACAGCGAUUCUGAUAGAGAUUACAAGUCUCGUGAUGAUAAAGAAAAUGGUGACUACAAAAAAAAUGAACGUCACAAGCGAUUGAGUAAAGAUGAAGUAGAUUCAAAAAAUUCGGAUUGUGAUAAAGUUGAUGACGCAGACAAGCCAGCAAAGGUCCAACGCUCUGAGUGGGAUACAACUGAUUCUGAAAAUAGUUCAUAGCUCGUACUUAUAAUUAACUUUAAAUUAUUUUAUUACAAUAAAGUGUACAUACAAAGCUGACUUUUAAGAUAAAAUUAAUUUUUUUAAUUAAAAAUUGUAAUAAAGGAGUGAAAUCUAAUUUUA
This is a messenger RNA of Microplitis demolitor, 1960 nucleotides long. Its product is annotated as U2 small nuclear ribonucleoprotein auxiliary factor 35 kDa subunit-related protein 1. Gene Ontology annotation, biological process: mRNA splicing, via spliceosome. NCBI's taxonomy places the organism in Eukaryota, Metazoa, Arthropoda, Insecta, Hymenoptera, Braconidae. The transcript is spliced from 2 exons. Gene Ontology annotation, molecular function: pre-mRNA 3'-splice site binding; metal ion binding. The coding region runs from base 269 to 1837 and encodes 522 amino acids. The record is from RefSeq and is a predicted model, not a curated record. Gene Ontology annotation, cellular component: spliceosomal complex; U2AF complex.